Molecule: messenger RNA, 1444 nt
Organism: Morus notabilis
Lineage: Eukaryota; Viridiplantae; Streptophyta; Magnoliopsida; Rosales; Moraceae
Product: cytochrome P450 87A3
Exons: 9
Coding region: 17-1444 (475 amino acids)
Biological process (GO): sterol metabolic process
Molecular function (GO): oxidoreductase activity, acting on paired donors, with incorporation or reduction of molecular oxygen; iron ion binding; heme binding
Source: RefSeq, a predicted model, not a curated record
UAACCACAGUUACAACAUGUGGAAUACAAUUUGUUUAAGUGUGGUGGGAUUAGUGGUAAUAUGGAUUAGCAACUGGAUUAGAAGAUGGAGAAACCCGAAAUGCAAUGGGGUUCUGCCACCAGGUUCCAUGGGAUUCCCUCUCAUUGGAGAAACCCUUCCUCUCAUCAUUCCCACUUACUCUCUUGACCUUCAUCCCUUCAUCAAAAACCGGCUCCAAAGAUAUGGGUCUAUUUUCCGGACUAGUAUAGUUGGUCGACCAGUUGUGAUAUCAGCUGAUCCAGAGUUCAAUAACUUCCUUUUUCAGCAAGAAGGGAGUUUGGUUGAGCUAUAUUACUUGGACACGUUUUCGAAGAUCUUUGUUCACGAAGGUGUAUCGCGAACCAAUGAGUUCGGUGUCGUCCACAAGUACAUAAGGAGCAUUUUUCUGAAUCACUUUGGUGCUGAGAGGCUCAAGGAAAAGUUGCUCCCUGAAAUAGAACAAAUGGUCAACAAAACCUUAAGUGCAUGGUCAACUCAGGCCUCUGUGGAAGUCAAACAUGCUGCUUCCGUUUUGGUUCUAGAUUUUAGUGCAAAGCAAAUUAUCAGUUAUGAUGCCAAAAAAUCAUCUGAAAGUCUAAGCGAGACAUACACUAGAAUCAUACAAGGUUUCAUGUCUUUUCCCUUGAAUAUUCCUGGGACAGCAUACAAUCAAUGUGUAAAGGAUCAAAAGAAAAUAAUAGCCAUGUUGAGGGAUAUGCUAAAGGAGAGACGCGCGUCGCCUGAGACAAAUCGAGGAGAUUUCCUAGAUCAGAUCAGCAAGGACAUGGACAAGGAAAAGUUCUUAUCUGAGGAUUUCGUUGUGCAGCUGAUUUUUGGGGGCUUAUUUGCUACAUUUGAGUCGGUUUCAGCAGUAUUGGCAUUGGGUUUCAUGUUACUCUCGGAGCAUCCUUCAGUAUUGGAGGAGAUGAUAGCCGAGCAUGAAACGAUUCUCAAAAACAGAGAACAUCCGAAUUCUUUGCUAGCAUGGGGCGAAUAUAAAUCCAUGACUUUCACUCUUCAAGUAAUCAAUGAAACUCUUAGGCUAGGAAAUGUCGCACCCGGGUUGUUGCGUAAAGCAUUAAAAGAUAUCCGAGUGAAAGGGUUUACAAUUCCAAAAGGUUGGGCCAUUAUGAUGGUGACCUCUGCUCUGCAGUUGAGUCCUAGCACAUUCAAAAAUCCCCUCGAGUUCAAUCCGUGGCGCUGGAAGGAUCUUGACUCGCUUGUUAUAUCAAAGAAUUUCAUGCCUUUUGGAAGAGGAAUGAGACAAUGUGCAGGAGCAGAGUAUAGUAGAGCUUUCAUGGCCACUUUUUUCCAUGUCUUGCUCACAAAAUAUAGGUGGACCACAAUCAAGGUGGGAAACGUUUCGCGUAAUCCUAUUCUGCGAUUUGGGAACGGCAUUCACAUCAAGUUCUCAAAGAAAAAUUGA